ACGUCAGCACUGAUUUGUGUUAUGUGACAAAUAGACAGCUUUUUUAAAAAUCGGUUGUGAUCUUCUAAUAUUUGAGUUGCAAUUGAGUUGAAUGACUUUAAAAGUAUUUUUCUUAAUUUCACGGGAGUGCCCCGUACUGUGAAGUGAACUGAAAUGUUUCAAAUUUUUUAUAAUAUUUGAGUGAAAGGACUAAGGAUAUUGUAAAAACGGUGUAAAAAUGGCAGCAUCGCACAUUCUAAGCGCAGUCGAGCCUACAGUGGGCGGCGGAGGGUCGCGCGGCGGACGUGAAAGGGAAGUCAAUAUUGCCCUUGAUGACCGCGAACUUUGGGUCCGCUUUCAGACGCUCACCAACGAAAUGAUUGUCACUAAGAAUGGAAGACGGAUGUUCCCAGUUGUAAAAGUAACUGCCAGUGGGUUGGACCCGACGGCAAUGUACACUGUUCUUCUUGAAUUUGUGCAAGUCGACACUCACCGCUGGAAAUACGUUAACGGCGAGUGGGUUCCCGGAGGAAAAGCAGAAGUACCGCCGUCAAAUGCUAUCUACAUACAUCCGGAAAGCCCUAAUUUUGGGGCGCAUUGGAUGAAAGAACCGAUAUCUUUUGCCAAGGUGAAACUAACAAACAAAACCAAUGGAAAUGGACAGAUAAUGUUGAAUUCCCUUCACAAGUAUGAGCCUAGAGUUCACUUAGUAAAAGUAGGCACUGAUCUCCGUCGUAUUAUGACCUAUCCGUUUCCCGAGACACAGUUUAUAGCAGUAACCGCAUACCAAAACGAGGAAGUUACUUCACUGAAAAUCAAGUAUAAUCCUUUCGCAAAGGCCUUUCUGGAUGCGAAAGAGAGGCCCGAGGGAUAUUAUCAGAGAGAUUUCGUUGGGACGCAUUAUCCGCAGCAAAGUUCAUCACCACAUCAAUAUCCACAGUUUGGUGGUUGGUUUGUUACGUCUCAGUCACUUUAUGGAAGCAGCAAUUCUUCCUCAAGAAGGCCAGCGCCCUACCCACCGCGACCGCCAUCAAGACCCCGAACCUUGUCACCACCAUCGACGUAUAGCAAUGUGGAGCGGUCAUCAGCAGCGGCAGCAAAUGGAAGCGGUAGCUACACAUGGGCGGCCAGCAGUGGAUACUGGAGCGCAGCUCAAGGAAGCAGUUCCCCACAACCAAACGCUUCGCCGGCUCCAUACCGCACGCCGCCGCACGCGUACCCUGCCCCCAUCGAGUACGCGCCUUCCACUCCCACGAGCACCUCAGCACCAGCACCUGCGCCGCUGUACCCCUUACAAUACGAAGCCCCGGCCCAACACCAUUCACCGUACUACCAACAUGCGUACGCGCCCUACGCUCAUCACGCGAUUGAAGAUAUCUCGUACUGGCCAAAUGGGUUAAAUAGUUACGGUUAUCAGCCAUCGGAGUACGUGGGUACUGGCGAUGUGUCAUACAGCGCUGAGAGCAUACCAUUCGGCUCAAACGGACCUCCAUUAGAAGGUGCUUCGGCUAAUCAAGAUGACCGAACUACUCCAUCAGGUUCUGAACACCAAUCUGGCGAUAGAGAGUACAAGUUUAGUGCCGAAGAAGAACGCCACUCUCCCUGCGAAGAGACACUUUCACAGCGUUCACCAACUCAGUGACUACUAUAAAUGUAUUUAGACAAAAUUGCUAGACCAUAUACAAGAGUAUAGAAAGAAAAAUAAAUUUAUAUAUGUAUUACGUAUGGCGCUAAAUAAAUAGGUAAUAAAGAUUAGAUAAUUAAUUCCCGACAAUUUCUAAAAACCGUGUUGAAAUUUGACAUAAUAGGUCAUGUUAUGUAAUUGUAAUUUAGAAUUCUAUAGUAUUUUUUAAAUAUUGUAAAAUAUGUUUUAAUAAUUCGUUGUAAGAGCCACGUGAGCGUUGAAGUCUUUUCGAACAAUAAUGGUUUUCUAGAAGAACCAAACACAAACUAUCUAUUUGCUUUAUUUAAACAAAACUUUAUUAGCGUGUGGAGGAAUCUGAACUUGUGAAAGAGUUUGCGUUGAAAAUGCCUGUUAGCUAACACUUGUCUUGAAGGUACCGUAUUUAUACGUGGCAAGAAACACAUAUGUAGUGUAGUGAGCUCCACAAGUACGCAUAAAAAGUAAUAAAAAAAACUGUAAAUUAAAAAAACGUAUACAGAUGUGCAGUGGACAAAAAUGGUCCGAACAGUCCCAAUUUCCUUAUUCAAGUUAGUACUGAGAACUUCUUGACAGAAAAACAUUUAAAGGAUCACGAUAACAAGAAAACUAUUCAGAUCGCACGAUUUCAGUUUGCAGGCUGGAACAUGUUUUUCCACACAAGGCCUUUUCGGAGAUGUUUGCUAAUGUACAAAUGUAUACUAUACAUAAAAAAAACUAGCCUUAGUCCCGCACCAAGUGUUCAGAAUAAAGUUUGUAUAUUGCUGAGCUAUAAAAGAUAUGCUCAAGAGAGUCUAUUUUAUUUUCUCGGUAAAGUUUACAUAAAUUAGUAUAAAUUCUUAUUACUAGCCCAUGGUUGUCACGAUGAAUCUAAAAAUAU
Pararge aegeria (speckled wood butterfly) is the source of this 2519-nucleotide messenger RNA. RefSeq names its product T-related protein (gene byn). Gene Ontology annotation, molecular function: DNA-binding transcription factor activity, RNA polymerase II-specific; RNA polymerase II cis-regulatory region sequence-specific DNA binding. Gene Ontology annotation, biological process: mesoderm formation; cell fate specification; positive regulation of DNA-templated transcription. NCBI's taxonomy places the organism in Eukaryota, Metazoa, Arthropoda, Insecta, Lepidoptera, Nymphalidae. Gene Ontology annotation, cellular component: nucleus. Bases 218 to 1621 code for a protein of 467 amino acids. The record is from RefSeq and is a predicted model, not a curated record. The transcript has 8 exons.